Xyrichtys novacula (pearly razorfish) is the source of this 8595-nucleotide messenger RNA. Lineage: Eukaryota; Metazoa; Chordata; Actinopteri; Labriformes; Labridae. The record is from the annotation of a GenBank genome assembly.
AUGAUGGGUUGGAUUGUAGUUGUCUUAUUUGUUUUGCUGGCUGGGACAAAGUCAGAGAACCAAACGUGCAGAGUGAUCGGGCGGACGGGGUUCAUGGAGUUUGCUAAAGACGGUGAUCUUAUAUUAGGAGGAGUUUUUGCUUUGAGUAGCACACGCAAGAUCAUAGACAAUGGGUACAAAGAGCCUCCAUCUGAAUACUGCCAAAAGUGAGUGAAAAAUCUUUAAAUGUGAAAUAUUUCCACUGUUAUAUGCAAUGCAUUGUUUUAUGUUUUGCAAAUUGACUGUGUAUGAGUAAACUCUGUGUUUGCAGGUUGAAUGACAGGGAACUUAAGUUUGCCCGUACUGUGAUGUUUACUAUGGAAGAAAUCAACAGAGAUACUGAACUCCUUCCUGGAGUAAGUCUGGGCUAUAGACUGUAUAAUGGCUGUGGAAGUGAGAACCUAAUACGAGCAACUAUAGAAGCUGUAACUAGAGAGGACCCAAAUGGCUGCAGUGGUCAGAUCCAGGCUGUCUUGGGUCAUUCAUCUUCUGGUAUUAGCGAUGACAUGAACAUCAUGCUAAGCUCAAUGUCAAUCCCACAGGUGAGAGGAAAUACAUGUUCAAUCCUGUUUUAGAUGAUGUGUAGAUUUGUACUGAUGUUUUUACCUUUGUUUUUGAAGGUGAGCCAUCUUUCAACCUGUGCUUGUCUGAGUGACAAAAAAACAUACCCCACCUUCUUCAGAACUGUACCGAGUGACCGUUUUCAAAUCACUGCUCUAGUGCAGCUCAUGAAAUACUUUGAUUGGCGCUGGGUGGGAAUUGUUCACUCUAAAGGCAUGUACGCUAGGGAAGGCUCAGCUGAAUUCAUCAAGGAAGCGAUCAAAGAGGGCAUAUGUGUUGAAUACUUGUUAACUUUCGAUAAGUCAAAGCUCGAAACGUUCGACACCAUUAUAAAGACACAAGAAGUGUCCACAUCAAAGGUGGUCCUGAUGUUUAUGUCCUUUUACUACAUUAAAUUGUUUAUGUCAAAUUUGGAGAAUUAUAACAUUACUGGAAAGCAGUGGGUCGGCACUGAGGCUUGGAUCAUGCAAGAACAGCUGGCUUCUGUUGAGAGGAUGAGGCUUUUACAAGGGGCGAUGGGCUUUGCCCUUCCUGAGGCAUCUAUACCAGGUCUGGGUGAUUUUUUACUCAGCUGGAAACCUUCAGAUGAACCACAGAGUGAAAUGCUGAAAUCUUUCUGGGAGAAGUUUUUUGACUGCAGUUUUUCUCCAUCAAAUGACUCUACCCUAUGCAACGGCACAGAGGAUCUGAAAACAGUCUCCAGUCCCUACACAGAUGUGACACAAUUCAGGCCUGAGAAUAAUGUGUACAAAGCUGUGUACUUAGUGGCAUAUGCCAUCCAUGCUUUAUUGCAAUGUAAAAACGGCUCAAAUCCCACCACAGGAAAACCGUGUAUAGAUAAAAGCCAAGUUCGGCCAAAGCUGGUAAGAGUGUUGACUGUUUUUUCCUCUUUACUCACAAGUGGUUUGCUCACUAAUAUGUGGUCAUUGUACCUCUACAGGUGUUGGAACACAUAAAACAUGUGAACUUUACGACACGAAAUGGGGCAAAGGUUUUCUUUGAUGAAAAUGGAGAAUCUGUUGCCCAGUAUGACUUAAUGAACUGGCAGAUAAAAGAAGACGGCUCUGUUGAAAUCAUAAAUAUUGGUCAAUAUGAUACCUCUUUUCCAGAGGGUAAAAAAUUCAAACUGAAGGACAACAUCAAAAUAGUCUGGGGAGGAGACCAUAAGGAGGUAAACUGAAACUCUGCAGAGACUUUCUGGGUGUCAUAGGUAGCCUCAACAUGACAGAAAAUGUUCUUUAUUUGACCUAAAUCAUCAUACAAAUUAUUUCUAAUGCAUAGUUGCUAUUGUGCAUGCUGUGUUUUGCCUAUCAAGGUCCCAAGGUCUGUCUGCAGAGAACCAUGCCCACCAGGGACCCGUAAAGCCAAUAACAAGCUGAAACCAGUGUGUUGCUUUGACUGCUUUGCUUGCCCCGAGGGAACAAUAAGUAACCAAACAAGUCAGUAAGGAUUCCCUAAUCAAUUUACUCAGUUGUAUGGGGGUGUUUAGGGGGUUUGUCUAGACUGUUUUGAUCAGGGUCGCAGAAAUGAUGCACUGAUGCAGGGGUAGGCAUGCAAUAUGUGCACAUUCACCCAUUAAUCAAUGUAAUUUAUUGACCUUUUCUGUUUUUAUUUAACGUAUCCAGACACACUCGAUAGCAGACCUAUAAGGUUGUGUUUCAUCUAAAGAGAAUGAUUCAAUUUCUAAGUGCUUUGACCUUUUUUUACAGAUUCUCCAAAGUGUUUGAGCUGUCCACCUGAGUUCUGGCCGAAUGAAAAGAAAGACCAGUGUCUCCCAAAACCCACUGAGUACCUGUCCUACAAAGAGAUCAUGGGGACCCUUCUGACUUUAUUUAGUUGUGUUGGUGUAUUUUUGUCUCUUCUGACAUCGAUCAUUUUUUUUACUCACAAAGAGACUCCCAUUGUAAAGGCCAACAACUCUGAGCUAAGUUUCCUCUUAUUAUUCUCCUUAAAGCUGUGCUUCCUGUGUUCGCUGACCUUCAUCGGCCGGCCCUCUGAGUGGUCCUGCAUGCUGAGACACACAGCAUUCGGCAUCACUUUUGUCCUCUGUAUUUCAUGCGUGCUCGGGAAAACCAUAGUUGUUUUAAUGGCGUUCAGGGCGACACUUCCUGGCAGUAAUGUGAUGAAGUGGUUUGGGCCCGUUCAGCAGAGACUCAGUGUUCUGACUUUCACCCUCGUUCAGGUUUUGAUUUGUAUUCUCUGGCUCACAAUAAAUCCCCCGUUUCCAAAGAAGAACCUGCAGUACUACAAGGAGAAGAUCAUCUUAGAGUGUGCUCUGGGAUCACCUAUAGGAUUCUGGGCCGUGUUAGGAUAUAUCGGACUCUUAGCACUCUUGUGUUUCCUUCUUGCUUUUCUGGCUCGAAAGCUUCCUGAUAAUUUCAAUGAGGCUAAACUGAUCACCUUCAGCAUGUUGAUAUUCUGCGCAGUCUGGAUCACAUUCAUCCCAGCUUAUGUCAGCUCUCCUGGGAAGUUCACUGUAGCUGUGGAGAUAUUUGCCAUCCUGGCCUCCAGUUUUGGUUUGCUGGUGUGCAUAUUUGUUCCAAAAUGUUAUAUAAUAAUCUUUAGGCCGGAGAGAAACUCAAAAAAGCAUUUGAUGGGGAAAACUCCACCAAAAACGCAGUGAUUUGUUAUUUAGAGCGCCUUUUAGACCCUUUGGCUUUGUAUUUUUAGAAUUUGGCUGAUAUAUAACAAAUAUAUACUUUUACCUUGCUUUGGCAUGUUCAAUAAACUCCACACGCUUAAUCUUUUUCUUUCAUUUAUUAGAUAACAAACCCUAUCAGAAACACAGCGCUUAAAUCUUAACCAACAUACUGCUGAAGUAGUGUCCAAUAUCGAGGCAGUUUGUCCCAAAGUCUGUGUGAAUCCUUUUAGUGGCCUGGUAUAAACAACAGCGUGGAGUACAAAUACAAGAAAAUAUGGUCUUUGCAAGCACAAUGAUGCAGAUCACUGAAAAGACUCAUUAUUCUCAUAUCUGCGCUUGACUCUUUAGAGAUCAGGCGGAGGAAUCAAUUGAUGUAAAGAAGCAAAUGUAAUUGUGUACUAAUGGACACGGAACUCAAGAGGAUCUACUGUUUUGGCCGUCUAAUGAAACACACUACACUAACAAUGAGCGGGCAACCCAUAUCCAUCCCUAACCAGUGCAUUACAAUCACUGUAAAUUAUCCUACUCCUGAUUAUCCACUCCAGACCUAGAAAGGUAUAGGUGAAUAAAUCAAACACAGAGAAAGAGACAUUAAUCAAGGAAACAUGAGACUAAAAGAGCAAAGAUGAGGACACAUACACAGUGGCAGAAAACACAUAAAGACAAGAUGUGGAGAGCUAGAUAACUAACCCGGCAAAUGUUACAGAAGCUUUUAAACCACGGCCAAUGGUGAACAGAGUGAUUAUCCUGAACCGGUCUUGAGGCCGUGCGUUGAGAAUCCCAGGUGGGCGCUCAAACAUUGGUGAAAUCAAACUAGUCCCAAACUGAUGAAUGAUAUGUGGUCCCUCCUCUGAUCCCCAUACCAAAGGGCUUUCCAGUUAACUAUAUGCGGGUCAGUCAUUAAUAAUAAAUGUGUCUUUAUGUUAAUCUGUUUGUGUGUUUCCGUUUUGUGUCAACUGUCUUGUGACAAAGAAUAACAUUUUUAGUAUCUGCUUUAAGACUACAGGCAGAAUUUAGCUGUUGUAUUAGACUCAGCAUGACUACAUUUAUCCACACAGCUAAGCAAGUUCAUUAAUGUGCAUUUUUCUAAAUUAAUAAACUUCACUUAUGAAAAUAAAAGAACAGCCCAGAAACAUAGAAGUAUGAAACAUGUAUAUUUCUGGGUAUAUUCAUUUAACCGGCUCACAACAGGCCUUAGGUAAACAUUUAAAAAUGUCAUGUUAGUAGAUAAUAAUGAAAAGUGCCUGAAACGACAUUAAUGUUAAACUCUGUUGUUUUGGUGGCAAAAAGGCCAGUCAGCUAUGUUUGCACUUUCAUGUGUAAGAUGCAAGGGUGUGUUAAAACUCGCCUCCCGAUAGGUUAAGAGAACUGACCUUUUACUAAGCCAUGAAAAAAAUAAUAAUUGAACAUAAUUAUCAGGAAUAGAGAGAAACAUUAACAAAAUGAGCAGGAGAAUUAACAGUUUCAGGCAUAUCGUGUUAAGAAAGUAAGACAUUACCAAAGUUUAGUUUUUUAAGUCAUCUUAAAGAAUUAUAUUAUAUUUAUGUUAUUUUACACAUAUUUCAGUUUAAUCUUGUUUAUAUGCCUUUCUUUUUUUAAACAGGCUUUACUCAAUUUUUUGCUUUUUUUCACCAACUCUGCUUAAUGUUGUUUUACACAUAUUUCAGUUUAAUCUUGUUUAUAUGCCUUUCUUUUUUUAAACAGGCUUUACUCAAUUUUUUGCUUUUUUUCACCAACUCUGCUUAAUGUUGUUGCUUACAGUAAAACUUAUAUUCUGUAAUCUCAAAAUAAUAAUCAGAAGUAAACUAAGCUAACAAAAACUUUAUAUACAUCAAGGUUUGUUGGCCUUUCAAAUUUUUGCCACACACUGUAAUGACAAACAGUUCAGUUAGAGCUGAAAAAGAACACUUUGCCACAUAUGACGGUAUUUGUGGAUCAUUGCUGGGCGAACUGGUGAUUUUUUUACUGAAAAACCUUGGGUUAAAGUGUCCUCUAGUGCGAAAGGAUUCUACCUGACAGGGCCAACACUAGUCAUUUUGGCAUCGCCCCUGUAUGUGUGUAUGCACAUGUAUGCAAAAUCCUGUCACUGUUGUAUUAACCCUUUCAGAUCCUGUGGGAUAUAAUUCAGCAGUGAUGAAGAGAGAGCAUCUAUUUGCAUCUGAAAACAGUUAAUAUAAGAGCUCUGUCUUCAUCUCUUCAGAAACAUGUUGAGCAAACAUGCAUGAGCUGCAGAAAGCUCUUUUGUUUUCACUGUUUGCCCUCUCUUCAAACGCUGUUUCUGGUUGUGAACUGUUAGGUAGAUUUGGCAUGCCAAGCUUGUUUAGGCAGGGAGACAUAAUGAUAGGAGGGAUUUUUCCUGUUUUCAACAAAGAGAUGAGUAGCACGUCAACGUUCAAGAGCAGUCCACCUGGAGUUGAAUGUGUGGGGUAAGUGUAACCGACUUUUAUACAUUUUUAACAAACUGAGCUUUUCAAGAUUGUCAACUCUGACAGAGACCUUAACCUUUUAGAUUUGAUCUGCGUCCUUUUCGGUGGACCCAAGUGAUGAUAUUCACAAUCGAAGAGAUAAACCAAGACUCUGCUCUCCUGCCAAACAUUUCUCUUGGCUAUAGGAUCCUUGACUCAUGUGCAUCUCCCACAAAUACUUUGCGUGCCGCUCUAACUCUGGCCAGCGGACCUGGGGAGACAGAAUUGACUUCCUCUUGUCCUCCAGCUAUAUCUGCUCUCAUAGCUGAGUCAGGAUCAACACAGUCUUUAACCGUGGCUGGAGCUCUCGGACCAUUUCAAGUACCAAUAGUAAGAGAUAGAGAAAAUACUCUACUGCAUUCAUAUUUGUGAUUUUUCUUUUUUUGUUGUGACUGAAUUUUGUUGUUCUUCCGAUAGGUGAGUUACUUCUCAACAUGUGCCUGCCUGAGUGACAGAACCAAAUAUCCAACGUUUUUUCGUACAAUUCCCAGCGAUUAUUUCCAGGCGAAAGCUUUGGCAGCUCUGGUUAAACGUUUUGGUUGGCAGUGGAUUGGAGCCAUACAGUCAGACAAUGAUUAUGGGAGGAAUGGGAUCCAGGCUUUCACUGAAGAGGUUAGGAGGUAUGGGGUGUGCAUUGCAUUUGUGGGAACAAUCCUGAGGACAUACCCUAUGGAGAAAAUUCUGGAAGUUGUGGAAAUGAUCAAACAGUCAACCGUCAAGGUCAUCCUUGCUUUUGUUCCAGAGGGUGAUUUUUACCCUUUGAUGCAAGAGGUUGUGAAACAGAACAUCACAGGAAUUCAGUGGAUUGCCAGUGAAGCCUGGAUCACUGCAGCUCGACCCUCGACGCCUGAAAUGUACCAAGCUUUUGGUGGAGCCUUGGGGUUUGUGGUGCAGAAGAUGGCGAUUCCAAAACUGAAACCAUUUCUCACAAACAUUAGCCCCUAUACUGAUCCAAGUGCAGCCUUUGUAAAGGAUUUCUGGGAGAUGAUGGUGGGCUGCAGACUUCUUUCAGCUGGGGAGCACACAGGCACUGAGACAAUGCAUGAAGUAUGCACAGGCAAUGAGACCUUCAUGAACCCCCAGGAUGUGUUCUUCGAUGUCACUCAGCUGAGAGUUUCUUAUAAUGUCUAUAAAGCAGUUUAUGCUAUUGCUCACGCCCUGCAUCAGCUGGUUUUCUGCCAACCAGUUGGAGGAAAAAUCAUGAAACCAUGUUUGAAUUUAUCAGAUAUUCAGCCCAAGGAGGUGAGAAAUCUUUCCAGUGAAAUCUACAAUUUGUCCAACUUUUUAGUGUUAACACGUAUAAAUACUGUGCUUCUUUAUUCAGGUCACUGAUCGUCUCCAAAGAGUGAAUUUCAGGAAUCAGUUUGGGGAUGAUGUGUUUUUCGAUGCCAAUGGUGACCCUCCUGCUUCUUAUGAUAUCAUUAACUGGCAGCUGAGAGACGGUCAGGUGCAACAUGUCACAGUGGGUCAUUUUACCUCUACUGCUGAUGGUGACUAUAAGCUCAGCGUCAAGGACAAAGACAUUGUGUGGAGGACAGGGGAAAAAGUAAAAAAGUUUUUUUAUUCAGCAUGUUUGUGAGUUAUGAGCCACAUGUGAAAGUGAAAUAUAUGAUCAGACGAGAUUUGCAAAAGCUGCUGAAUAAUUGCAAAGUUUCUACUUUUCUCCCCAGGUACCAAAAUCCAUGUGCUCUGAUAUUUGUCCAGAAGGAACAAGAAAAGCUCAGAUAAAGGGAAAACCAACCUGCUGUUUUGAUUGUCUUCCAUGUGCAGAUGGAACCAUAGCUAAUUCAACAGGUACGCUGUUAAACAUCCAGAGACCAUUGUCGGGUUAGGUGUGUGUAUGUAUGUCAAAAAAGUGCCCUAAAAUGUAACCAAUGUAACCACAACCACAGAUUUCCUUGCAGUGAAAUAAUCAAAUUUACUUUUUGUGAUUAAUAUUUCUAGAAAUCUGAAAAAAUCAAGUCUGAAUCUUUUUGUUUAUGUUCAACAGGUGCAGCUGACUGCACUCCCUGUCCUCGGGAAUUCUGGUCCAAUGAGAGGAAAGAUGAGUGUAUUCCUAAAACUGUUGAGUUCCUGACAUAUGCUGAGCCAAUGGGAAUAGCUCUCUCAGUCGUAUCCCUGCUUGGUGCUUCACUGUCUUUGGUCACAAUGAUCGUCUUCAUCUGUUACAGAGAAACUCCGGUCAUAAAGGCCAGCAACUCUGAGCUCAGCUGUUUCCUGUUGUUUUCUCUUUUCUUGUGUUUUCUCUGUCCUCUCACUUUCAUUGGCAGACCCACAGUCUGGACAUGCAUGCUGCGACAUACAGCUUUUGGUGUGACCUUUGCUCUUUGUAUCUCCUGUGUUUUAGGUAAAACUAUUGUUGUAGUCACAGCUUUCAGGGCCACCAUCCCUGGCAAGAAAGUAGCAGAAAAGUUUGGCCCUGCACAGCAGAGGAUCAUCGUUUGCUCCUGCACUUUGAUUCAGAUAGUCAUAUGUGUGUUGUGGCUCAAAUUAAAGCCACCUUUCCCAGACAUGGUUUUCAGAUACAGCAAUAAGAAGAUUGUUCUGGAGUGUAACACAGGCUCUGAGGCUGCUUUCUACGCGGUACUUGGGUACAUUGGAAUUCUUGCAAUCAUAUGUUUGAUUCUGGCAUUUCUAGCGAGAAAACUUCCUGAUAACUUUAAUGAGGCUAAAUUCAUCACCUUCAGCAUGCUGAUAUUCUGUGCUGUCUGGAUCACCUUUAUCCCAGCUUAUGUCAGCUCUCCUGGGAAGUUCACUGUAGCUGUGGAGAUAUUUGCUAUUUUAUCAUCAGCAUUUGGAUUAUUAAUCAGCAUUUUUGCUCCAAAGUGUUACAUCAUAUUGAUAAAGCCGGAGAAAAAUACUAAGAAACAUGUCAUGGGAAAAGUGUAG